Macaca mulatta (Rhesus monkey) is the source of this 5025-nucleotide messenger RNA. The record is from RefSeq and is a predicted model, not a curated record. Lineage: Eukaryota; Metazoa; Chordata; Mammalia; Primates; Cercopithecidae.
GGGAAUAGCAGGGUAUGGGUUCAGGGGAAGAAUGGAGACUCAGACGAUGAGUCCACUGGGCCUACGUGACGGGUUGUGGGGCGGUGUUGUCAGGAGGCAAAGAGAGACAUAGAUCUGAAGGUCACAGGAACGGUCCAGAGUGUGGGAGACCAGAGACCAUCAGUGUAAUCUUGGAUUUUGGUUCCUUUUUACCACUUAACAGCAGAGUUGAGAAGGGGCUGGAGCUGGGUUCUGGGAGAGAAGUGACGGGGCACGGGUGGCGUCCCGCCGGUGUCAGAGACGACUUCCGGCUCACCUCUGACUCGGUUUCCCCCACAGAUGGCUUUUCCCUGCCGCAGGUCCCUGACUCCCAAGACUCUGGCCUGCCUCCUGGUGGGCGUGAGUUUCUUGGCACUGCAGCAGUGGUUCCUCCAGGCUCCAAGGUCCCCGCGGGAGGAGAGGUCCCUGCUGGAGGAGAGGUCCCAGCAGGAGGAGACGCCAGAGGGUCCCACCGACGCUCCCUUGGCGCUCACCCCCGGGCCCCCGUGCGUGGCCAAUGCCUCGGCGAACGCCACGGCCAACUUCGAGCAGCUGCCCGCGCGCAUCCAGGACUUCCUGCGGUACCGCCACUGUCGCCACUUCCCGCUGCUUUGGGACGCACCGGCCAAGUGCGCCAGCCGCCGCGGUGUCUUUCUGCUACUGGCCGUGAAGUCGGCGCCUGCGCACUACGAGCGACGCGAGCUCAUCCGGCGCACUUGGGGGCAGGAGCGCAGCUACGGCGAGUGGCCAGUGCGCCGCCUCUUCCUACUGGGUACCCCCGGUCCCGAGGACGAAGCGCGCGCCGAGCGGCUGGCGGAGCUGGUGGCGCUGGAGGCGCGCGAGCACGGCGACGUGCUGCAGUGGUCCUUCGCGGACACCUUCCUCAACCUCACGCUCAAGCACCUGCACCUGCUCGACUGGCUGGCUGCGCGCUGUCCGCACGCGCGCUUCCUGCUCAGUGGCGACGACGACGUGUUCGUGCACACCGCCAACGUAGUCCGCUUCCUGCAGGCGCAGCCACCGGGCCGCCACCUGUUCACCGGCCAGCUCAUGGAGGGCUCCGUGCCCAUCCGCGACAGCUGGAGCAAGUACUUCGUGCCCCCGCAGCUCUUCCCCGGGUCCGCUUACCCGGUAUACUGCAGCGGCGGCGGCUUCCUCCUGUCCAGCCUCACGGCCCGGGCCCUGCGCGCGGCCGCCCUCCACACCCCGCUCUUGCCCAUCGACGACGCCUACAUGGGCAUGUGUCUGGAGCGCGCCGGCCUGGCGCCCAGCGGCCACGAGGGCAUCCGGCCCUACGGCGUGCAGCUGCCUGGCGCGCAGCAGUCCUCCUUCGACCCCUGCAUGUACCGCGAGCUGCUGCUGGUACACCGCUUCGCGCCCUAUGAGAUGCUGCUCAUGUGGAAGGCGCUGCACAGCCCCACGCUCAGCUGUGACCGGGGACACCGGGUCUCCUGAGGCCGGGUGGACGGCUUCAGCCCCGGGCCUCCACCCAUGACGGUGUCCAUGCUGAGAAAGCAGCUUUCCCGCCCUGGGUACCGUACGUCCUGCCCAGCUCUGUGCACCUGAACCCCAGCUGCACACUGAAAUCAGCUGGGGUGGGGGGUGUGGAAAAUACCUACAUCCUGGCUCCAUCUCCCGAAGUUUCUAUUUGAUUAGUCUGGGGUGGCCCCAGACAUGUUAAGGAUUUUUAAAGUUCCUCCGGUGAUGUGAAUGUGCGGCUAGGCCUGAGGACCGCUCGGCUAGACUGUUCAUCCUCGAAAACCCAGCUCCACUGCCCUCUCUGCAAGCCUUCCCAGGCACCUCGUUCCCACACUCGGGUCCUCGUGAGCAGUGAAGCAAGGGAGACCUGGGAGCGUGGGAGCCAGGAUCAGCGUCCCCUGCCUUGUGCCUACAAAUGUCAGUUGCCAUUUCCACUGUUUCCCCUACAAGUGAGUGGAGCUGGGCUGACAGUGGUCAGGAGGAUCCCGCUUCCCCCUCCCGCCAGAAGUCAGCCAACAUGCAACUGAGGCGCAUGUGGCGGCCUUCCUCCCACUACUGCCCCAGUACACCGUGAGGUAGAAAUCCUCACCGUGCAAAGUGGAAACCAGAGGCCUGGUCAGACAGUGACUAAUCCAGGGCCAUGGCGUUCCCAGACAGCACACCAUUGUGGUCCCCUCCAGGAACUCACCCCAACCAAAGCUAAUGGCCUGGUUGGGUACUGCCCGCCAAUACUCACCCCCAUGGGUCAGAGACAGGCUCCUUGCCAGGGUCUGGAACUUAGGGUCAGUGGGCCUUGGACAACCCAGCAGGGAGUUCCACGGAGUCCGAAGUGGAGAAACGCUGAUGGGACCAUGGAGACCAUUGUUGGGGAAUCCGUGGAGGCAGGUGUGUAGAAUUGUGUUGGGGAGGUGGGGGAUGUAAGACUGAGGUGGACAGUGGUUAAGAGUGUGGGGCCAGGUGAGAAGGCUCACGCCUGUAAUCCUAGCACUUUGGGAGGCCAAGGCGGGCAGAUCAUGAGGUCAAGGGUUCGAGAGCAGCCUGGCCAAUAUGGUGAAACCCCGUCUCUACUAAGAAUACAAAAAUUAGCUGGCCGUAGUGGCUCAUGCCUGUAAUCUCAGCUAUUUGGGAGGCUGAGCCAGGAGAAUCGCUUGAACCUGGGAGGCAGAGGUUGCAGUGAGCCAAGAUCGUGCCACUGCACUCCAGCCUGGGCGACAGAGCAAGACUCCAUCUCAAAAAGAGAGAGAGUUUGCAGGGGUGAGUGGGAACUUGGUGCCUGGGACUCUGAGAACCAGGCUGUGGUCCUGACCUCCAGCAGCUGCCAGUCAUCUUGGCAACAUAGAAAAUCAAGGAACGGCCUAUGGGCAGGCAGAAGUGUGUCAGCAAUGUCCCAACUAUGUAAGAUGGACACAAGAGACUCACCUUGGGAGGAAAGAGCCUGGGCAGAAAGUCAGGAGACUGGCCAAAGGUCCUUCCCUGCCUUCAAGACAAAGACCAGACUCCUCAGUCCUGCAUUUCAGGCUCCUGCCACCCAGGUGCUACUCACUGUCCCCUCCCUCCCACUGUUGGCCUCCAUCCAGCUGUCAGUGCCUGCGCUUUGUCCAGCUCUCUCCUGCUUCUGCAUUUUGCACAAGCUCUGAACUGGUUACCAAAAUGUCCUCCAAUCACCACCAUCCUGAUGUCUCUUGCACCAGUUAGGAUGCCCAUAGGGGAAGCUGCCAGCUGCCCACCUGAGUCGGCUGCCCCCUUCCUCCUGGGCACUCACCUAGACUCCAUUUCCCAGCACCCUGUCCCCUGCAGUUAGAUGUGGCCCUGUGACUAGGCCCUCAUGGAUGGGGGGGAAUGGAUGAGGAGGAUCACUGUGGCACCUGGGCCUGACUAUGCGCUCUUCCUCCUUCCCAUUUGCUGGAACAUGGCUGGGCCUGGGACCCAGCUCUGACUUUGCAAGUGAGGACAACACUCCAGGCCCAAGUGGAAGUUUCUCAACUACUGACGUUUGGGGCAGGACAGUUCUUUGUUGUGGGGGGCAGUCCCGUGCAUUGUGAAACAUUCAGCAGCAUCCGUGUCCUCCACUCACUAGAUACCAGUGUCACAACCCGAGUCAUGACACCCAAAGUAUCUUCAGAUGUUGCCAAACGUACCCUGGUGGGCAAAUUCACCCUAGUAGAGAACCACUGGCCUAGAGGAAGGCAGAGAAACAAGAGGAUUCCUGAGUUCCUGAGAGCAGCCCGGGGACCAACCUGGAAUACUCAGUUAAGACUACUGAGGAAGACAAAAUAAAUUUUUAUGCUUUAAAAAAAAAUUAUGGACAUGACAAUAUAGACAAAAACGUUUAUGAUUUUUGAGCCUCUGAGAUUUGUCUACUCUGCUACAGCAGCCUUGCCCUGCUAGUAUUUUAGUCUGUUCAGGCUGCUGUAACAAAAAUACCAUAAACUGAGUGUCUUACAAGCAACAUCUCUGGAAGUUCUGGAGGCUGGGAAGUCUAAGGUCAAGGUCCCGGCAGGUUUGGUGUCUGGCAAGGGCCCAUCCCUCACUGCCUUCUUGCUGUGUCCCUGCAUGGUGGAAGGGGCAAGCGAGCUCCCACGGCCUCUUUUACAGCGGCCCAGAUUCACCUCGUCACCUUCAGGGCUAGGAUUUCAACGUAAGAAUUCCAGGGAAACAGCCCUGCGCGGUGGCUCAAGUCUGUAAUCCCAGCACUUUUGGGAGGCCAAGACGGGCGGAUCACGAGGUCAGGAGAUGGAGACCAUCCUGGCUAACACAGUGAAACCCCGUCUCUACUAAAAAAUACAAAAAAUUAGCCGGGCGAGGUGGCGGGCGCCUGUAGUCCCAGUUACUCAGAAGGCUGGGGCAGGAGAAUGGUGUGAACCCGAGAGGCGGAGCUUGCAGUGAGCCGAGAUCCGGCCACUGCACUCCAGCCUGGGCGACAGAGCGAGACUCCGUCUCAAAAAAAAAAAAAAAAAAGAAUUCCGGGGAAACAUAAACAUUCCAUUCCGACCAUAGCACUUAAGUCACCUGCUGUGUCCUGUUUCAUCCCUUGUUUCUCACCAAGUAGACUGGCUACUCCCACAGGGAGAGACCAUGUCUGAUUUACAUCAGUGCUGUCACAGAUUCACGCAGAGGGAACCCGUGGCAAGUCCAAUCACUCGCACUCCGGAAACUUGAGCAUGUCGUCUCACCUCUCUGAGCCGCUCUUUCUGCUGUGAUUUGGCUCUGUUUCCCCACCCAGGUCUCAUCUUGAAUUGUAAUUCCCACAUGUCAGGGGACGGACACGUAGGAUUGGACAGGCAGGAGGUGACUGGAUCAUGGGGCCGGUUUCCCCCACGUUCUUGUCGUGAUAGUGAGUUCUCACGAGAGGUGAUGGUUUUAAAGCGCGGCACUUCCUUGUUCUCGCACACACUCCCUCCUGCUGCCUGUGAAGGUGCCUGCUUUCCCUUUGCCUUCUGUCAUGCUUGUUUCCUGAGGCCUCCUGGCCAUGCUUCCUGUUAAACCUGAAGAACUGUGAAUCAAAUAAACCUCUUUCCUUUAUAAUUA